Messenger RNA from Spea bombifrons (plains spadefoot toad), 1850 nucleotides. RefSeq names its product decapping exoribonuclease (gene DXO). The transcript is spliced from 7 exons. The coding region runs from base 263 to 1483 and encodes 406 amino acids. Lineage: Eukaryota; Metazoa; Chordata; Amphibia; Anura; Pelobatidae. Gene Ontology annotation, molecular function: mRNA 5'-diphosphatase activity. Gene Ontology annotation, cellular component: nucleus; cytosol. Gene Ontology annotation, biological process: NAD-cap decapping; nuclear-transcribed mRNA catabolic process. The record is from RefSeq and is a predicted model, not a curated record.
CAAACCGGAACCCGCCUUUUAUGGCAAUGACAGAAGCAAAUGAGACCAAAAUAAACGGUGACACUAAAUUUACCCGCAUUAGGCAAGAUGGAUGAUCCUCGGUAACCAUAGAGAAGCAGCGCGCGCAGGAGGUUCAUUAAAUGUACUUAUGUCCGGCGGCUUGCUUAAGACGUAGGAUCGUUUCCGGCGACUUUAUUAGACGUCAUGGCGGAACCUGAGUGAAGAAUUUUUGGAAUAUAAAGAGAAUUUAUUGAAGGGAAACAUGGAAUGUGAUGCAGCCACAAAGAAAGAAAAUGGAGCCAGGCCACCCAAAAGAUGCCGCGAUUCGUCUUCCUCGCCCCCACGCCGCUCCGUGCAUCUGUCAUCAUCAUCAUCAUCACCACCCUCGUCGUCUCUCUGCACGAACCAUUCGUUAUACCAGGGUCCUUUCCCCUUCUUUAGACUGCCGUCUGAAGUGGGACGUUUCUCCCUGGAUGAAGAACGGCGUUACCAUGGCGAUGCCAGGAAACUGCGGUAUUAUAAGCCCCUGGCAGGUGUGAACGGCAAAGACGCCUCACCGGGGUGGGAUUUGAUGGAUGGAUUCGACGACCGCUACGUGCGCAGGAACGAAGAUGAAAAAGAGGGCUUGCUGCACAUUCUGACCUGGGUGAAAGAAAACAGAGGGCUUCUAGGAGGCGGAAGCAGCAGCCGUAGGCCGGUGGACCGGGACUUUGUCACGUGGCGGGGUCAUCUCACUAAAAUCCUCUGCACGCCCUACGAGAGCCAAGAGGACUGGCUGCUGGCCGUCACGCUGUUUAAAGGAACUCUGUACAUAAGCGAGAGGGAGACGGAAUCUGCCCGUAAAAAGAGGCAAGAGAGGACGUCUCAACAGGACAGGCUCACGUACUCGGGAUACAAGUUCGAGAGCUACAUGUGUGCUGAUUCUCCGGACGGCCGCCCGUCUUCCUCCGGCGUGAUUAACACGAACGAGGCGUUUUGCAGCGUCCUGUUGGCGCGGUUGUCCUCGCACUCCAUCCUUGUGUCCGGGGAGGUGGACUGCUGCGACCUGUCGGCCUCCGGUCCCAAACCCCCGUCCUGUUACGUGGAGCUGAAAAGCAGCGCCCAGAUCCGGAACCCCCACCAGCAGCGCAGCUUCAACAGGUAUAAGCUCCUCAAAUGGUGGUGUCAGUCAUUUCUUCUUGGGAUUCCGCUCAUCGUCGCUGGCUUCCGCAGCCCGGAGGGAAGAGUCGUGUCCUUACAGAAUUACAGAACGUCCGAAAUCCCGCAUUUAAUCCGGGCGGAUAAACAUAGCUGGGACCCAGCCGUCUGCAUGAACUUCUGCGAGGCCUUCUUGUCUUUCGUCAAAAAAAUAGUGACGGCAGAUGACCCUCGGGUGGUUUAUCUCUUCUCCUGCGAGCCGGGCUCUGACAUCACGUACUCUGUGCACACGGACCCCGCUUACGCCGUUCUGCCGCCGUGGUACGUAGAAGCCUUGAGCCGCUGAGCACCGGAGCGAACUGUGCACCGGCAGCGUCACCGGCAGCAUCACCGGCCUCGCCAAGAGUCCCGAGCGAGCGGCGAAACCGCGAGAAGGAAGACUUUUCCCCAGCGAGAACAUUAAACGUUACGGCAGGGAAACGUUACGGCACGAGAAGCCCAUGAGGGUGGAAAAAUAUAUAUAUUUUUUUAACAUAAUGCUGAAAACGUCUUCCUUUUAUGUUUUUUUUGCAUGUUUUUGAUGAGUGGUCACGCGUGUUCUUCCUAAUUUAAUCCUCUAACCGGUUCUGUGUUUGUGGGGUGGGGAGGGCAUUAAUAUGAUUUUAUAUACGCAUGUACAGUUUUUAAAUGAACUCAUUUGUAUUUCCCUCCAA